ACCUGCAGUGGCAAAUCACCCCCUCUGUUAACACCGGCACCAUCCUUCCGUUAGCUUUUAAUAGUCCACUCAUAAGCCCUUCCUCUGUGUUUGAUGUGGCCUUGUCUUGCCAAGAUGGAUGCUGAGGUUGAGGCACACCUGGACAAAUCACCUUAAAAUCAGCAAAUCAAACAAAAUUCUCGGUGGGAUGGCGGAUGGUUUAAGCAGCAUGUGGGACUACUGGGCAGUUUAUGUUAAAAAUACCUGAGACAGAACAAUCGGAACAGCCAAAAUGGCAUAGCAUCCUGGUAACACAAUUGAAAUUGUUAAGGAUAUGAAUGAAAAUGGUGACUGGAGAUCGAAGCGUGAGGGAUCUGUUGACGGCGAAAUUGGGUGGCGACCUUCCUUUACUUAUUGCCUCACUACGGCUGCGAUUAGGUCUCCGACGGUGUUCUCUUGCGACGUAACAACUUGCACUGCACCUACGCUACCUUGUAUUGUCACGUUCAAGAGCAAUUUCGUCAACUUCGGUCUUCCUUCCGGUGAGGAAACUCCAAGAGGAAUAUUCCUCUCCGACCGUAGUCUGGCAACCUCUUCGGACGCUGGAGCUCAGCGUCUUUGGCAAAAUUGAGUUGAGUUUGGUUGGGUGAGUCAUGACUUAGGUGGGUGAACCUCAGUGAUCAAAUCAACAAAGGGAAGAUAAGGGGCCAAAAAAGCCUAAAACCAAAAUCCCCAAACAUUACCUGCGAGUGUGUGGAAAUAGCAAAAAAUGGUGAACAAGAAGCUAUUAAGUCCUUUUCUCCUUUACCUAUCUCUCUCCUCUCUCAUUCUCCUCAUCAUUGUUAC
Molecule: messenger RNA, 825 nt
Organism: Rubroshorea leprosula
Lineage: Eukaryota; Viridiplantae; Streptophyta; Magnoliopsida; Malvales; Dipterocarpaceae
Source: the annotation of a GenBank genome assembly